Molecule: messenger RNA, 2921 nt
Organism: Drosophila innubila
Lineage: Eukaryota; Metazoa; Arthropoda; Insecta; Diptera; Drosophilidae
Gene: Eaat1
Product: excitatory amino acid transporter 1
Exons: 11
Coding region: 422-1861 (479 amino acids)
Biological process (GO): L-glutamate transmembrane transport
Cellular component (GO): plasma membrane
Molecular function (GO): neutral L-amino acid transmembrane transporter activity; glutamate:sodium symporter activity; L-glutamate transmembrane transporter activity
Source: RefSeq, a predicted model, not a curated record
CAAGCAAAGUUGAGCCGUCUGUUCUCCCAGUUCUCUUUCUCGCAUUCGUCCAAAUUGCCAGUGGAAUCAUUUGCAACUGUGGAAACUGUGGCUCUGCGAUCGGUGAUCUGUGAAUGAGUCCGAUCAGUCGUGCCAUCGUCGCGUGCUCGACAACACAGCACAAUAAAAACGCGUUCUGUAUUGUGUAUAUUAAACAAGUUGAUAUUAAACAAAUUAACCAAAAGGUUUAAAUUUUUAUGCAAAUUUAGAUCAGGCGGCAAUUUAUUAUAUAUACUAAUUUCAUUACUCCUAGCAAAGGGAUCAAAACAAGGAAAUUUCUUUGGUUGGCUUAGCUGCGACUAGGUCCAACUGAAACCCACCUUUGGCAACGUCCCCCCGCCCGUGUGUACGGGGCCUAGGGUAAUACUCACACAGAGUCACAAUGACGCGACCCAAGCAGAAUGCCAGCAAGUUCAAAAGCUUCAUGCAGGAGAAUGUGCUCACAAUGGCCACCGUGAUUGGUGUAUUUGUGGGUGGUCUUGUGGGCUUUAUCAUCAAGAACAGUACCGGCGAGUGGACAAAGCGUGAGAUUAUGUAUAUAUCAUUUCCGGGUGAAAUAUUUCUGCGCAUGCUGAAGUGUCUCAUCGUACCAUUGUUGGUUUCCUCCAUAACGAGUGCCAUCGGUGGACUGGAUCUGAGCAUGUCCAGCAAGAUUGCCACCAGAGCCAUUACUUACUACUUCGUCACGACAAUCUCGGCUGUUAUUUUGGGCAUUUGUCUAGUCACAACAAUCCGACCCGGCCAGGGUGCCAAAAUUGUGGAAACCCGUACAGAGACCAUUGACAAGGCCUCCAAGGUUUUAACACCCGAUACUUUAAUGGAUCUAGUGCGAAACAUGUUUACGGAUAACAUUAUUCAAUCGACAAUGUUUCAGCAUCGCACGGAGAUAUUUGAAAACACCAGCAUUUCGCCAGCACAGCCCAUGGAGAAUUGGGAAUUCAAGUCGGCGCAACGUGAGGGUUCCAAUGUGCUUGGCCUGGUCAUGUUCAGUGUGAUCUUGGGCACAACAAUUGGACGGAUGCGAGAGAAGGGACAACUUCUGCAGGAUUUCUUUACCACGCUCAGUGAGGCAAUGAUGACAAUAACAUCUUGGGUAAUUUGGAUUUCUCCACUCGGCGUGGCCUUUUUGAUAGCAGCUAAGAUUAUUGAGAUGGAGUCUAUAGCGGCAACAAUACAGUCAUUAGGAUGGUAUUUUAUAACCGUGAUGAUAGGUCUCUUCCUGCAUGGCUUUGGUACCAUUGCGCUUAUAUUCUUUUUGGGCACACGUCAAUUGCCAUAUCGCUUCAUAGCCAAACUGAGUCAGGUAUUGGCCACUGCCUUCGGUACGGGCUCCAGCUCGGCCACCAUGCCCCUGACCAUCAAAUGUUUGGAUAACAUGGGAAUCGAUCCGCGUGUAACACGUUUCGUCAUACCCGUGGGUGCCACGAUCAACAUGGAUGGCACCGCCUUGUAUGAGGCUGUGGCAGCUCUCUUUAUCGCCCAAUAUCGUGAGAUGAGUUACUCCUUUGGCACCAUUGUGGCGGUUAGUAUAACGGCGACGGCAGCUUCUAUUGGUGCUGCGGGCAUACCACAGGCAGGUCUGGUUACAAUGGUGAUGGUACUGGAUACUGUGGGUCUGGAGCCCAAGGAUGUGUCUCUGAUUAUUGCAGUGGAUUGGCUGCUCGAUCGAUUCCGUACCACCAUCAACGUCAUGUGCGAUGCUCUGGGCACAAUUUUGGUUAAUCAUCUAUCGAAGAACGAUUUGGCAAGCGUAGACCGGCUGAAUGCUGAGCCACAUGAGCUGCUCGAGCUUGGCGCGAAUGCUCACGAAAUGAAAGAAUGAAGGCAGUCCUCGCUUGGCGCCUAUAAUCGCAAACGAUGAGUGAUCGAGGAUGAGCACAAUAACGACGACGACGAGAUCCAUGUGCAGAUCGAGCCUGAGGUCUCUCGACAUCGUUAGUUGCCCCUCCUCAUCAUUUGGUUUGUGGCUUAAAGCGGCCAAGACGCAAUUUCAAUUUCAAGCAAUUUGCAACAGUUAUUUAAACUGUCAAAACAUCAACACGAAUUUAUUGAAUACUUUUUCUUCGAUGGAACAUUUGAAAAAGCCAGUAAUAAUAUGAAUAAUUAGCAUAUUACAUGAUGUACAUAAUUUUGAUUAUAAUUAAAAUUAAAUUGAUCGAGUUCAAAUUUCAAAUACAUUUUCAUGCUUAGUAUUAAAACAACAGAAAUGUUAUAAAGGCACAAGAGACACAUAUUAAGUAUCGUUAUUACAAAUUAUCCAUAGUUACGAAUAGAAAAUUCUAAGACAAAUAAAAUACGUGUUGUUUCUUAUUUAAAAUAUACUUUACAAAAUAUUAUGAAAAUUAUAGAAGUUUGUAAGAACAAUUAGAGUUAAAGAAUAUUAAAAAAAAAUCGUUCGAUCAAAAUUUACACAGAAAUUAAAUGCCGUUAAAAGUUCUUGUUUGAAGUUGAGCUUUGUAAAUACUUAAUAGCUUAAGAAUAAUUAAAAAUUAUUACAUAAUUGUGUCAGCAUUAAUAAAGCCAAAUCACAAAAAAAUAACAAAAAUAAAAAGCAAUUUCCAAAUACAAAAAAAAAAUUGAAGAAAAACAAGAAUAUUAAAUGACAAUAAUAUUGCGCUGCAAAAGCUCAAAACAAAUGUCAGAAAUAUUAAAUACGUAAAAUAGCACAAAAGAAUAAUAGCAAUAUUAAUUAUUCCAUGUUGUUAACUAAAUUUUAGAUGUUAACAUAUAUUGAAAAACAAAUCGCAGCCUAUUCCAGAUUAACAUUUUUGACAUCUGUCAAAAUUUAUAUAAUAAAUUAAGAAGAAAAUAAAAGCUGUUUGUAGUUGUUUGUGUAGCCUAAAUAUUUACAAAUAAAAUUUUUCAAUCUGUACAUGUACUUA